CGUACCUUAGGCCCUACACCCACUCUCACUAAGUGUUGCGACACAUAUCCUCAGAACGCUUGAUUGCAUCUGCUUUCAUCCCUUUCGCCGUUUCUUCAGCCUCGAGAGAUCAUGGCUAACAACCUGAAGAACAAGCCUCUGCCUAUGUCUGAGACGCUGCGCGACCUCGCACUCCUACGGGCUUCCGACAUCGACCUCGCGCACUUGGCAUCACAAUCGGGACUCAGCGAUGCAGGUUCAAGGGAAGAUGGCGGAAUUGAUGAGGCAACUUCGCGUUCCUACGAGUUUGUCAAGGAAACUCGGGCCACGUUGCGAUUGCUCAACGGCGGAGAGCUGGAACGGCAGGGACAGAAGACAGAGGAGGCGCGUAGGGAACUGAUGGAAGUGCUCAAAGGGCUUGCUGAUGGACCUUAGCUGGAGAAGGAGGUGAAUUCUCAUUCUAAGUACCGCAUAUAUGGUAUAGCUGCUCUCCAUUGGAAACCCUCAGACGAGGCUAUUCCAAGAAAAGCAGCAAGCAGUCUGCGCGAUCCAUCUGUAUGCACGCUCCAUCUCCACUAUUUUUUUUGAAGGCGUACGCCUUGCCUAAGCCCACCACAAUGCUGGUCCUCGUCUGCGUCCUUCCAGCUGUACUACGAACGCCGUCGUUACCUGCCGUGUCAACUAUCAAGCGCCCGCUAUAUGCACUACCAAUCGCUCCUUUUACCCACCGCUAUACGAAGACAGUGCUGUUAACCUAGACAUGCCAUACAAUUCCCGCUACCGUCGUCACGAAGAGCAACAUCGCUCGCAUGAUUCUGCAGUACGUAUCUCCCCAGCUUCGUUUUGCACGUCCCCGCGUUUCCGCCCUUCACUACAACUUCCUGCCCCAAGAGCACCCGCCAUAUUACCUGCCCGACCUCAUCGCCUUCGCCUUCGCCAUCUUCGAACCUCUCGAUGUUGUUAUCAAGGCUUUCCUGUCGUCUAGCACAAUCGAGUUCAACCCGAUGUGCCAUCCUACACCCACGAUCAGACUUGGUCAUGGAUCUGGCAAUGUACCCAAGGCUGCGCCGACGAUACAAUGAUCGAGGCCUAUUCCUUUGUUCGAUGUCCAAUCCAUCACGCGCCGCAGGUAUUCAACCACCAUGAUUAUCCACUCCUCCUCGUCAUACGGCCUGCUGGCUAGAAGCAUAGCGGCCCAACGAUACUCUCAACCAACGACCACCAUCGCGUCAAAAGCUUCUAUCCUUUCCUCCACCUGUAUGCUGUAUGUCUCCGAAAAUCCCGGAGAGCCUGGGUAGACCAUUCGAGUGAUGUUAUACGUCUGUGACAUGAAUGGGU
Coniophora puteana RWD-64-598 SS2 is the source of this 1317-nucleotide messenger RNA. RefSeq lists its product as uncharacterized. The record is from RefSeq and is a predicted model, not a curated record. The coding region runs from base 112 to 414 and encodes 100 amino acids. The transcript has 6 exons. Lineage: Eukaryota; Fungi; Basidiomycota; Agaricomycetes; Boletales; Coniophoraceae.